This is a messenger RNA of Suillus clintonianus, 2437 nucleotides long. Its product is annotated as WD40-repeat-containing domain protein. NCBI's taxonomy places the organism in Eukaryota, Fungi, Basidiomycota, Agaricomycetes, Boletales, Suillaceae. The transcript has 10 exons. Gene Ontology annotation, molecular function: dynein heavy chain binding; dynein light chain binding. Gene Ontology annotation, biological process: transport along microtubule. Gene Ontology annotation, cellular component: cytoplasmic dynein complex. Bases 111 to 2090 code for a protein of 659 amino acids. The record is from RefSeq and is a predicted model, not a curated record.
GCUCAGAACGCGCAUUUGCAACUCUAAAGUCUUUACUAAACAUAACGCGUCUCAUAACACCCCCUGGUCUUCUCUCCUGAUAUCAAAUCUAUUUCUUUUGAAUCGCAGCCAUGUCAGACAAGCGGAGAGCAGAGAUCGAAGCUAAACGUGCCAAGCUCGCAGAACUUCGGAAAGCCAGAGCAGACCGGCAACGGGCAGAAACUGAAAGACGGCAGUCAGAGGCCGGUCCUUCCAGCGGCGCUCGACGCGACGUCGACGAACUUGUCAACCAACUCGUCGGGAGUCGCAGUGGCCUAGACACCGGCGGGGAUGUCACACCUUCAUCAUCCCUCCCAAACACCCCGCCUCGACCAACCGCGAACCUGCUUUACGGGUCAACGCUUUCACCGUCUGGCAGGGUGAGUAGGCAGAGCGAUGUCGGUAGCGAUAGAGUUAGCAUGGGCACGACAAUGGUGGGGAUGAUGGAGCAUGUUGAGAGGGUGUUGACACCACGGUUCAUACCAGACCUUAUAGAUGUGGAGCAAGAACUAUUUGAGCUACCACAACGCGAACGCGUUAUCUACAAUAAAGAAGUCCAAACGACCGCUGUUGAGACAGAGACGCCCCAUGUAUCUGAAGAGGAUAUUCGACAACAGAUAUUGCGCGAGCGUGAGUUGGAGGCAGAGCGUCUUGCGCAGGAUAUGGAGCUUGAGGAGGAGAGUGUACAACUCGAGAAGGAGAUUGAGCAGGAGAUUCGCGAGCUUACUGAAGAGGAACGUUCGCAUAUACUCAGUGCACCUGAAUUCCUUGACUUUGUGGAGCAAUCAUCAAAGAUAGUACAGCGGGCGUUAAACGAUGGUUAUGACUACAUUCGUGAUUAUACUAUAGGCACGGAGGCAAACGGGGAUGACUCGGAGGGGAAGCGCGUCAAGCGGAUUUGUGCUUUCUAUGAUGAACGCUAUGGGAAGAAUCGGUCGAUUACAGAUGUCGAUUGGUCGCCAAAGUACCCGGAGUUGAGCGUAGCAUCGUACAACAAGAAUCCCGCCGCGUUGAAUGAACCCGAUGGGAUUGUUGCAGUAUGGAACCUCCACCUACUCGACAGGCCCGAGUUCGUCUUCCACUCUCAGUCCGAUGUCCUCUCCGUCACGUUCUCCCCAUUCCACUCAAACUUGGUGUUUGGUGGCACAUACUCGGGGCAGAUCCUACUGUGGGACACACGAUCGAAACACUUACCUGUGCUCAAGACGCCCCUCUCAGCUGCUGGCCAUACACACCCUGUGUACGCGAUGCAAAUGGUCGGCACCCAGAACGCGCACAACUUGAUCACCAGCAGUACAGAUGGCACCGUGUGCAGUUGGCUUGUUGACAUGCUCGCCCAACCGCAAGAAACCCUAGAGCUUAUUCAUGCAGGCCACAACAAAACGGGCGAGGUGGCCAUCACAACACUGGAUUUUCCCGACAAUGAAACUACCACGUUUUGGGUCGGUACCGAAGAAGGCAACGUAUAUCAGGCCAAUCGAUACGACCGUGCGGGUGCGAAGGCCGGAUUAAAUCAGUAUGAUAUCUACAAGGGACACGCGGGGCCUGUCAUGGGGCUGCACUUCCAUCCUCUUGUGGGACCAGUCGACUUCUCAGAUCUGUUUUUGACUGCGAGUGUAGAUUGGACGGUCAAGCUUUGGCGCGCAAAGUCACUCGCAAAACCGUCGACUGCUGCGCAUACUAUUUCUCCUAUCUACUCAUUCGACGAGGCAGAUGACUAUGUAUACGAUGUGAAGUGGCAUCCAGCACAUCCUGCUGUAUUCGGAACGGCAGAUGGUUCCGGGAGAUUCGAUCUUUGGAAUCUGAAUACGGACACGGAAGUACCAGUCGUCUCUACGAACGUCGGCUCCGGGAGAGCUAUCAACAAGUUACAAUGGGAUAGAAAGGACGGACGGCGCGCCGCACUUGGAGGGAGCGACGGAAAGCUGUAUAUCUACGACAUUGGUGACAUGGCGCUUCCACGUGAAUCUGAGUGGACGGACCUCCAAAAGACGAUUGCGGGCUUUAUUGGGGGUGCGCAAGCCAACGGAGUAUCAGACGGAGACGCGACGCGGAUUGUUGCUGGGCGAUGAUCGUUGCCCAAUUCUCCGUGGUUGUUCCGUGGCAUGUCAUGGGAUUUAUAGCGACUUCCUCGAGUGCCGUAAGUGGGAUGUUCUGUUUUGCUCAGAUUAAUCUUCUGUAUGCUACUACCAUUUUUCCCAUGAUACUUUAGUCUUCAUGGGGGUUGAUUUGAAUGCUAGGAUGGCUUUUGAGGUUGUGACCUGAUACGGGCGAUAAGCACGCUUGGCGUGGUACGAUGUCCCACUGAUUGAUCUGCAGUACAAGGACGGAAUUAGAGUGGGUUACACGGAAUGUGGUGACACAGUGGCGACAGAAAUAUGGGGAACAAAUAUUACAUACGGGAUUUUUAUCUGGGAAU